This is a messenger RNA of Dreissena polymorpha, 690 nucleotides long. RefSeq lists its product as uncharacterized. The transcript has a single exon. The coding region runs from base 1 to 690 and encodes 229 amino acids. The record is from RefSeq and is a predicted model, not a curated record. NCBI's taxonomy places the organism in Eukaryota, Metazoa, Mollusca, Bivalvia, Myida, Dreissenidae.
AUGGGCGGGUUUGAAACCCAGAAUCCUUUUGGAGGAUUCAAUGGAGGUCCGGCUCCGUUUGGUGGACGUGGGCAGUUUGGCCGCGGUCCUUUCGGUGGCCAAGGCUUCGAGGGUCAAGGUAUGUUUGGACAGGGCGGACCUUUCAACGGCCAACCCGGUAUGUUUGGCGGACCACAGGGAGGUCAGUUUGGCGGCGGAGGACGGUUCGGGCAAGGUGGUAUGUUCGGCGCUCAAGGCGGCGGUCGAUUCGGCGGACAGGCCGCUAUGGGCCCGGAUCAGUUUGGCGGACAGGCCGGAGGAUUCUUCGGCGGACAGCAGACACAGUUCCCCGGCGCGGUCCCGGGACGCGGUGGUCAGAUAAACGGUGGAGGAGCGUUCGGUGGCAUGCAGCCGGGAUUCGGCGGACAGAACGGAUUCGGCGGACAGAACGGUUUUGGCGCUCAACAGGGCGGAUUUCAGGGGUUAGGCGGUCUUGGCGCUCAAGGUAUGCCAGGACAGAACACUUUCGCAGUCCAGGGUGGUGGUGGCGGUGGCUUUGGCGGUCAAAGUCAGACAACUGGCCAGGCACCAACGGGGUUCGUGACCCCUGGUAACACCCAAGUGGAUGCCCCUAGCAACAACAACAACAACAACCAGGCUGCUACUGGCAGGAACACAGGGUUUAGUGCAUUUUCAACAUUUUCUGGUUAA